GCACAGCCGCGCUCCGCGCUCGCCCGCACAAAGCGGCUCCAACCCGCAGCAGCAGCAGCCGCCGCCGCGCUCCGCCCGCCCGCCCGCCGCACAGAUGUCCAGGAUAGUGGUCCUCGUGGCGUGGUGUUUCCUGCAAGGGGAAGGCAGGCAUCCCGAGCCGCCGGGCAGCAGUGCCAGGGGCGGCAAUUUCUUGGACAAUGACCAGUGGCUGAGCACCGUCUCCCAGUACGAGAAAGACAAAUAUUGGAACAAGUUCAGGGAUGAUGAUUAUUUCAGAAACUGGAAUCCAAACAAGCCCUUUGAUCAAGCUCUUGAUCCAUCCAAAGAUCCAUGUCUGAAGGUGAAGUGCAGCCCACAUAAAGUGUGCGUCACUCACGACUAUGAAACUGCUAUUUGUGUAAGCCGCAAGCAGCUGGUACACAGCCUUCGGCAAAAGAAAGGAAAUCUGGCCCAGAAACAUUGGAUUGGACCAGCUAAUAUAGCCAAAUGCAAGCCGUGUCCAGCAAUGCAUGGCAGCCCUGUCUGUGGUUCUGAUGGACAUACAUACACUGCCAAGUGCAAGUUGGAGUUCCAUGCAUGUACUUCUGGCAAAACUAUCUCAGCACGAUGUGAGGGGCCCUGCCCGUGCCUUCCAGGACAGGACCGUCCAAAGCACAAGGCUGAGAAGGCAGCUUGCACAGACAAGGAGCUAAGGAAUCUUGCUUCCCGGCUAAAGGACUGGUUCGGAGCACUUCAUGAGGAUGCCAACCGCGUCAUCAAGCCAACAAGCUCGGACACGGCGCAAGGCAGGUUCGACACCAGCAUACUACCCAUCUGUAAGGAUUCGUUAGGCUGGAUGUUCAACAAACUCGAUAUGAACUAUGACCUCUUGCUGGAUCACUCGGAGAUCAAUGCCAUUUAUCUUGAUAAGUACGAGCCGUGCAUUAAACCCCUCUUCAACUCCUGCGACUCCUUCAAAGACGGAAAGCUUUCAAACAACGAAUGGUGCUACUGCUUUCAGAAGCCAGGAGGUCUUCCUUGCCAGAAUGAAAUGAACAGGAUUCAAAAGCUAAGUAGAGGGAAGAGUCUGUUGGGUGCUUUCAUUCCACGAUGCAAUGAAGAAGGCUAUUACAAAGCAACACAAUGUCAUGGAAGUACAGGGCAGUGCUGGUGCGUUGAUAAGUAUGGAAAUGAGAUAGCCGGCUCAAGAAAACAAGGGACAGUCAGCUGUGAAGAGGAACAAGAAACCUCAGGGGAUUUUGGCAGCGGUGGUUCUGUCGUAUUGCUGGAUGAUCUUGAAGAGGAACACGAAGCAGCAAAAAAGGACAAAGAAGGGAAAUUGAAGAUUCAUGUAAGAGCGGCUAAUGAGGACGAUGAAGAUGAAGAUGAUGAUAAGGAUGAUGAAAUUGGUUAUAUAUGGUAGUUCCCACAGUUCGGAGGACUCAUGUUUGCACAAUAUUGCAAGUCACUUCAUAUCUCUGCAAUUGUAUCUAAAAAUACCAGGCACAAAAUAUUCUUGCUCCACUGUUUAAUUUUGUACAGUAUAUAUAAUUUCGGAGAUGGGGGGUUUUUUCCAACCAACUACUGUUUUCAAUACGGUUUAUUCCCUUUUUUUUCUGGUCCAUCGCCAGGGCAAUAAGUUUUGUUUCAACAACAUUUCAUAGGUUAACCCCCAUCUGCAAAGCUUGUUAAACGUAUCUUCUGAAAUAAAAAUAUAAUGCAGAAGGGGCUCGGCAAACCAAUGCAGGUGUUAGAAGCCCUCUUUAUAUUAUCAACAUCAGAGAGGUUUUGUCAAAACUGAAUUUCUUAACUGAAUCUUUCUGAUCGUGCUCUAAGCAACUGCUUUGCUUUAAAAUGGUACGGUGUAUGGAAAAGCAGGUGGCUCGGUUUCUUUCCUCUGUUCGGCAUUUUCCAUUAAAGAGUAAGUCAUCUCUGUACAGUAAGUCAUCCCUCCCUACUACCCUACCGUUAGUGGGUUAACAUCAGAAAGCAACCUGUUUAUGAGUUUUUCUCUUAAGAAUGAUUACUACAAGCUCAGUCCAGCCCUUGCUGAAGUCAAUGGCAAAACUCCAGGUGGUUGAAAGCUGCAGGAUCAGAUCAUUUACAAUGAGAAAACAAGUUUCCUUGUUCAACACAAUGUGGUCUUGCCCCUUAAACAUGCUACAUCCCUGUGGCUACAGCUGAGUUCAGACCACGUAGGAGGAGAAUGGGAUUAUAACCCCCUUUCUAAGGGCUUGAGUAGAGACUGCUUUGCAUCUCUAGAUCAUUGUGACCAGUUCCCAACCAGCAAAUCUUGCCCUUCUGUUUUGGGACCGGUUUGCACUUAUUUCAUGGGAGCUGCCUCUGUUUCCUGAACAACGUGCCAAUAGAUCUGCCUUUGCUUCAUUUAUUCUUAAGUGAUUCCCCAUUCAAAUGCAAUGAAGCUGUCAGAGGCACUAACCAUUAAAAGUAAUAAGCUGUCCUUUGCUUUAUUUUAAAUAGUUAAUAUUUAUUUGAUCUGUUUAGAAACUACCUUAGGCAGGGAUAUUUCAGACGAACAUCUCUUCUGCUUAAUAUGAAGUUCUCGUACGUGUCUAUAAAAGAAAAGAACAUUAUCAAAAUGAAACCUGUAAUUCAUUAAAUUGCUCCCAUUCAUUCCUAUCUCUCCAGCGGCAGCUCAGCAUGCUGCAAUGACAUUCUUCCCUGUCCUUUCCUGUUGUAAUUCAUUGAUAAAGUGAAUGCACCUUAUCACGUCUUCUGUUACUGUUGUUUAGUUCAGAUGAUCAGAAAACACAGUACGUGCAAAUAGUUAAGGGAGGAAAUAUAUUUCUGUUGCAAAUUCAUUUUUGCACUUAAGAGGACAAAAAUGAUCCACGAGAGGUUUUAAUUCCUAUAGCCCUAACACACGAGUAGUUCCACUGAUGUCAGUGGUAUUAUACCAGAAAUGAAUUAGGCCAGUGGCUUUUCAGAGUACAACUUUAGCUUUCCAUUCAACAGUCUCCUCUUUACUGCAAACUCACUGACUUACUUUUCAAAGCAGCUGUGCAAUAUAGUUUAACCCCAGGCCAUUGCUCUAUGUAAGUAGUACUUUGCCUGCUUAUCUAUCUUGCUUCUUCCAUGAUUAGUUUUGGGGGUUUAAAUAUCACUUCAAUGUCCAGUUUGCUAAAUGAAACCUGCCACUAUAAAUGCCAGAUUUCAUACAGCAAGCAGCACGUUUCACCUGUCACCCUAGGCCAGGAGCCUGAAUUCACUUUUCUUAUGAAAGCUGAGUCCCGGGUCAUUUUUUCUGGUCUGUGUCUCCCACUUAUGCUUAUCCCGGGGCUCUGGUGAUCAAGGAUAAAAUUAUUGUUUAAAGGUUUCCAUAUAAAGGCCUGAAGACACGUCCUUUUCACUGCAAGUGCUUACACAGCUGAGGACUUUCAGGCUCCAGCCCUAUGGCUUCAUGUUGGAAAAGCUACUGCAUUAAAGUGAUCUUAUUAUACCGACAUAGCAAUGGACUCUGAUAUUGUUUCACAGGCAUGGGGUGCUGCUAGCUGAGAUUUAAAACAUUUUAAGCUGUGCAAUUUAUAUAUUUGGCCUGGGGCUGCGUGUGUAUAAAUACACGGAGCAGAAAUGCACAGAUGCUCCAGCUGAUGAUAAUUACACCCACAAAAGCUGGAUUUCCUGUUAAAGAGUUGUUUCAAAGCCUUUGCCUGCUAUUUGAUUUACAGAAAGAAAAUCUGGUCAUUACAAAAGGAGCCUGUCUGAGGAGAUGAAUCAUUUUUUUGCUUCGAUUAUCAAGGUAGUGAUAAUUUGUAUAGCUGAGCAGAAUGUAAAAGGACAGGCACCAUUCACAUCCACGUUCAAGGGAUUUGCCGGUACAGUGAUGCAACACACCGGGAAAACGACACGAGAGUAGGAAUCGUGUAUGCAGCAAACAUCAUCAGGAAAGACACAUAAAAACCAGCUUGUAUCUGCAAAUAUGCUACAAGGGCUCGGCUCUUAACAAAAACUGUUGGCAUUAAAGGUUUACUAUAAGUCCUACAAUCCACUCAUAUUCAUGGCAGUUGUUUUUUAAGGCAAGAUUUUGGUCAGCUUUGGAUAGGAGAUAACAUGCAGCCUUUCUACCCCAGGAGCAACCUGAGGAAGGCGUUGUGCCUCCAUAUUCCCCCCAUGGAGAUGGAGCCAUGAUCCCACCUGUUUUUCACCCUUUUUCAACCCUACCAGUCCUUCUUGUAUGCUGGCUGUGUACAGCCCCAUCCUGCCACUGGGCCGAGAGCCACGUACCUGUGAGGAUGAGGCCGUUCAUAAGCUCAGUGCUGUUCUCACCCUCUUCCUCCCCUGUGUGUCAGGGCUUGCUAUUUAGCUCAAAUCAGACAGCAUGAACCACCUCUACAUGCUGGUUCAGGCAAGAUAAUGAAUGCCUGGUUCCACUGAAGUUGGGGGGAGAGUGUGCGGGUGAACAACAUAAAUACGCCACUGUUUUGCAUGGUCCGGGUGAUUAUUUGUCUCUUCUCUGUGAAACUGGUAAGUCUGCUUUUAGAGUUGACUUUUUAUGUUUGUACACCAUCCAUUGAGUGCUAUAGAGAGAGCUCCAAUGGGCCAGAUCUGGCUCAGUCUAGUAGGUACCCACCAUUUGGUGCUGAAACACCUCGCACCAAUCCCGAUCACAACACAGCUUAGGUGGGAUUUGGGUAUCUAAGUGCAGCCAUCUGGGGAACUUUGUAGUUGGCAUUGCUUCAAUGUAGGAACCUACUGCACUUUAGGACCGGAGGUGCGGGGCGAAUUUUAAUUCCUCCUGACCCUUUAGAUAUUCAAUAGUUCAAUAGUUUAGAUAUUCAAAUAGUUUCAAAAAGAGUUUCACAAAACAAUACGACAGCAAUAAUCAAAAAGCAUGAAUUGUAUUUCUGCAUCAGUGAGAUCUCUAGCACUGAAGGGCUUUUCAGAGUAAAAAGCAGAUUCUUUGGGGACAUUAGUCAAUUAACUUAAUAAAACUCAGUUUUACGAGGAUUUGUCCUUCCUGCUACGAGGCGAGUCUGCUCCAUUUGAGGUUACUGUUCCAUUUACUCCAUUUUCAUUAGAUAUUCAUAUGCCACGUAAGGCCUGUCGAGGCAUUGAUGCGACUAAACUGUAUCUGACCCAGUAGCACCGUUCUGUGUUGUCAUUAUAAUGAGUGGCAAAAGCAGCAAAACGGUCAAGAUCUUGACCUCGUUCACUGUUGUUAACCUGGAGUGAUGCCAUUGAUUUCACUUGAGUUAGACUGGUUGAAGAACCACUGAGAGGUCAACCACAGAAGUCCUGUGGGCACCAGACUGCACCAACAAUUGGCAACUGUCUCGAGAAACUAAGCUUUGAAUCCCUUUCUUCUGCUUCUAGCUCUUGAAAAACCACUUUUGGAAACGUCUGGAAUUUAUCCAGCAUUUUUUUCUACUUGCCUUUUUUGAUAUCCAGGAUUUUUGCAUCGCCAAAUUGCUUACUCAGCAUGUUGCACGUCAUGGCUGUCUUCAUGCUGGGGUUUAUUUUAACCAGAUAAAUUGUCUCUGCCUUUGGCCCAUGAGCCCUCCAGUGUGGGACUUCGAGACCACAGGUCACCCGCACUUGGCCUCACUGUCAAAGUGGGAGGAGCCUCCAACUUAACAUAAAAUCAGAAGGCUACUUCCUGUCACGAAAAACGGUCUUAACCCCACACAACGGUCCCUUGAGCAAACUGACAGCACCCCAAUAUCCUCCUAGCAUUGCAGCUGUGCCGCAGACUGACAAACUACUAUGCAUCAUUUAAAGCCCCAAGGGGGAUCAAAUCCCCUCAUACACACCUUGUGUGAGCAGGACCCCUGCAGGGAAAUGCAGGGGAGUAGUGACCGCCUCGUACUACUUACACCGGGGGCAGGCACAGCCUUACGGCUUCAUUGAACAAGCCCUUCUGCCACUCCACUGCCCUCAAGUCUGCAUCUCCGGUCUCCCUCGCAUAUGGCCUGAAAUUCCAGUUGCUAAUCACCUGAGUCUCUCAGGCAAGGGCAGCUGUUUUUACGUUCAGAAAAAACAUGAACUAACUAACAUAGCAAAACUGAAUAUAUUACUGCUUGAGACGUGUGCACAGAUGCACCUGCACAAAGUCAAGCAAUUAUCAACAGAAUUGUACACGCACAACUGGAGGCUGUUUGGCCUUGGGUAGCUGCUGCUAGAGCACCCUGUGUGAUCCCAUUUGCUGGAGACUUCUGCAAAGCCAUUUGCUGUUGUUAGGCUCGCAGGUCUAUUCAAGGUUCAGGACUAGUCAAGAAAUUAUUUAAGUACACUUAACUUGAAGAACGUGCUUAAGCACUUUUCUGUUAUAGGCCAUAAUUCAAGGAAAGCAACUUCACUGACCUGUUUUAGCAAAGCAUACAUGUAUGUAUCAUUUAAAGAAACUGUUCCAUAUGUAUAAAAGAACAAGGCCUUGUGGUCUGCGCAGCCUGAUAUAUAGAGCUGUUUUUCUUUGAAGAGGAAGUUAAGAAUAUAUUUGGCUGGGGGCACUCCAAUGAAGGUCCAAGGUGAGGUAAAACUCCACUGAAGUCUGUAGAAAACCAUCCGGUGGAGAUUCCAGGUCUACCAGCUUGACUCAUCGUAACUUUUUAACUUUGCCAGUCACCCUGUUUCCUAGAAAAUGUAGUACUCCCAGUUGGUAACUUGUCGGUACCUUAAUGCAGAUAGUUUCAAAGUACAGCCAUGGUUCAGGCUCCAUCAAGCUCUCAACUGAGUGAUGACAAAGCAGAGUUCUUUCUUUUGAUGUUUUUUCCUACGAAUUUUAGAAGAGGCACUACCCAAAGUCCUUUGCUGUUCCUUGAAACAAAUGAGGCACUUAGUGCACAGUUCCCAGAGCCAGUGGCCAUGGCAAAGUGCAGCCAAUAAAGCCUCCCUUUUCUCGUGUUUGUCCUGAAUGACAACCGGGACAUGCGAAGAGGUAGUUAAGAUGCUCCCGGGUUGCUUUCAACUUCCAUUUUUGUUGCAACGUCAAAUAUAGUCCAUUUGCCUCCAAACACUGACCCUCCAAAAGGGAAAGAUGGAAACAGGCACUAAGGAUGCCGAAGAUUUACGCAACGAGCAGUCCCGAGUCCCGCUCCGUUCCAAGGCAUUAGGUGGUUUUUUCAUUACGGCUGAGGGACAUCCCAAGUCGAGUUUACUUGCCAGCGCAGGUUUUCUGCUGUUGUUUUCAGCCUUUUCUGUCAACACUCCAAGGGCGUGAAUUUUAUUUGGGGGAGGGCGGGGGGAAGGAGGAGGGGGCUAUUAUUUAAACCAUUGGAAGCAUUUAUUUAAUAUUUAUUCUACAGUUUCUAUUUCAAAUGUAAAGUUUAUAUUUAAAAACCACACGGUUUGUUAGUGAAUGCUCUCUUUACCUAUUCAGCCUAGUCUGUAGUCUCAGUGUACAUUUCUGGCAUGGGAAUAUGUUGAUAUUAGAAGUUUUGUAGCAUUCUCUCCCCCCGAGCAGCAAAUGACACAAGAUCUGAGGGUCGCAAAUGCUACCCACCCGCAGAUCUCUCAAGCUUAGCUUCUUCCACUCUCUGGCUUUCAUUGCAGUCCCUUCUGUAUACCAUUCAAGUUUCUUUAAUACAUAGACUGCUUUGUACAGAUACUAUACUCCACAUCAAAGAGCCCUUUCUACAGUAGGUGAUUUUUGGUCUUUUUAUACUUUUCUCAAUGCUGCUGAUGUCCGUUACUGUUAAAUGUGUAGCACUGUAAGGAGAGAUCCAAAUAUUACGUGUUUAAGUUUGAUGUCCCUACUGUAACCGGAAUGUAGACUCUCAUAGUAAAUUAGAAUAGCAGAGUAAAUUCUGAAUGCUUUUUUCCAUACGGAGUUAAAUGGAAUGUGAAUAUUUUGCUAACCUCUUUGGUUACCUGUAAAUGCUUAACUGUAGUCCUAAAUAGCUGCAUUUCUGUCUGUCUCAAUAAAUUUUAAUUUGUCUGCCA
Molecule: messenger RNA, 7878 nt
Organism: Alligator mississippiensis (American alligator)
Lineage: Eukaryota; Metazoa; Chordata; Crocodylia; Alligatoridae
Gene: SPOCK1
Product: SPARC (osteonectin), cwcv and kazal like domains proteoglycan 1
Exons: 11
Coding region: 95-1402 (435 amino acids)
Molecular function (GO): calcium ion binding; protein binding
Source: RefSeq, a predicted model, not a curated record